This is a messenger RNA of Penicilliopsis zonata CBS 506.65, 1443 nucleotides long. RefSeq lists its product as hypothetical. Gene Ontology annotation, molecular function: misfolded protein binding; ubiquitin-specific protease binding. Gene Ontology annotation, cellular component: Hrd1p ubiquitin ligase ERAD-L complex; endoplasmic reticulum membrane. Lineage: Eukaryota; Fungi; Ascomycota; Eurotiomycetes; Eurotiales; Aspergillaceae. Bases 227 to 967 code for a protein of 246 amino acids. The transcript is spliced from 2 exons. Gene Ontology annotation, biological process: endoplasmic reticulum unfolded protein response. The record is from RefSeq and is a predicted model, not a curated record.
GAUAACGGAAGAGGCCACCUGGAGCUCCAGCACAAGAAACGAAGCUUCUUCAAGACUACCUGUCUAUGACCCAGCAGGAUUGGAUGAUUUCUGCGUGAACCUAUUACCUGUUUUCAGGCGCUUUUCGUUGUGACUGUGUGGAUCUUCUUCCUGCGACGCCCCUGCGCACGAACGCACUUGAUAUCGAUAUCCAAAAGGUUCAACGUCACGCUACCGGCUCGGCUCGAUGGCUGCUCUGUGGGGGAAUGGUGGGCAGGCAGGCCAGUUUCCCCUCGAGCAAUGGUUCUAUGAAAUGCCACCUGUGACUCGAUGGUGGACUGCUGCGACUGUCGCCACGUCGGUGCUUGUCCAGUGCAAUGUUCUAACGCCGUACCAGCUGUUCUACAGCUUUCGAGCAGUGUACGCCAAGUCACAGUACUGGCGUCUGGUGUCGACGUUUCUGUAUUUCGGCCCCUUGAACCUCGAUUUACUCUUUCAUGUCUUCUUCAUGCAGCGAUACUCGCGGCUACUUGAAGAAUCGUCAGGCCGUUCGCCUGCCCGUUUUUCAUGGAUGCUCUUCUAUGCGAUGGCGUCGCUCUUGGUAAUUUCUCCUUUCCUGUCGCUUCCAUUCCUGGGCACCGCGCUCUCGUCCAGCCUGGUCUACGUCUGGAGUCGCCGGAACCCGGACACCCGCCUCAGCUUCCUGGGCCUCUUAGUUUUCAAUGCUCCAUACCUUCCGUGGGUUUUGAUGGCAUUUAGCAUUAUCGUCCGCAAAGUCGUUCCCAAGGAUGAAAUAUGUGGCAUUGUGGUUGGUCAUAUUUGGUAUUUCUUCAAUGACGUCUACCCGUCUCUCCAUGGAGGACAUAGACCUCUGGAUCCGCCCGCAUGGUGGAGACGCAUGUUCGAUGAAGCUGGCAGCGCGCAUGGGACGAACGCUGCCAAUGUUAAUGGAGAGUUUGCUGCCGCUGCCGCACCUGAAGUUCGAUGAACAACCGCCCUUCGAUUCUGGCCUUUUAUUUCUGCACAGAUUUGAACUCGGCUUCUGUUCUUCAAGGGACCUUCGAUUUCUUUACCGCUAGACCAACGAGACUAUGUAGCGGGGCUACGCUUUCUGCGCUGGGACUCGGAAUGAAGGCCUGCUUUUUAAAAUGGUCAUCUUGCCUCAAUGAACCGUCUGGUACGGAAAACCUGGCUAAAGGCAAUCGAUGUGAGACAAAUGAUUUUUUUUCAACAGCUCAACUGCACGGAAGACAGCUAGAGGAACAAACCCUAGUAAAGAUGAAGCGUAUUCUCUUGGCCUUUCAAUAUCAUGGCGCCAGAAGGCUAUCAAACGGAGGGCGACUAGUAACAGUAAAGGAGUAGUGCAUAAUCGGCGUUUAGCAUAUAUCUUGUUAUGGUCUUAUACUUAGAUCUAUAAUUCUAUCUUAUGAUUGAGAAAUCAAGUCAUCCUAACAUAUCUUGAAA